Messenger RNA from Chrysochloris asiatica (Cape golden mole), 1236 nucleotides. RefSeq names its product arrestin domain containing 4 (gene ARRDC4). The record is from RefSeq and is a predicted model, not a curated record. The coding region runs from base 1 to 1236 and encodes 411 amino acids. Gene Ontology annotation, biological process: protein transport. The transcript has 8 exons. Gene Ontology annotation, cellular component: cytoplasm; plasma membrane. NCBI's taxonomy places the organism in Eukaryota, Metazoa, Chordata, Mammalia, Afrosoricida, Chrysochloridae. Gene Ontology annotation, molecular function: ubiquitin-like ligase-substrate adaptor activity.
AUGGGAGGCGAGGCGGCGUCUGCGGCGGCCGUGGGCUCUGAGGGCCGCGUGAAGAGCCUGGGUCUGGUGUUCGAGGAUGAGCGCAAAGGCAGCUACUCGAGCGGCGAGACAGUGGCUGGGCACGUGCUGCUGGAGGCGGCCGAGCCGGUGUCCCUGCGCGCGCUGCGCCUGGAGGCCCGGGGCCGCGCCACCGCCGCCUGGGGCCCGAGCGCCGCCGCCCGCGCCUCGGCCGCCUCGGAGGUGGAGUACCUGAACGUGUGCCUGAGCCUGCGCGAGCCCCCGGCCGGUGAAGGCGUCAUUUUAUUACCACCGGGAAAACAUGAAUUUCCGUUUAGUUUCCAACUUCCUUCUGAACCUCUGGUCACCUCGUUCACCGGGAAGUAUGGAAGCAUUCGGUACUGUGUAAAGGCCAUUUUGGAACGGCCGAAAGCCCCCGAUCAGAGUGUGAAACGGGAACUGCAGGUGAUCAGCCACAUCGAUGUCAACGCACCGGCGCUCUUAACCCCAGUACUGAGAACUCGAGAGAAAAUGGUUGGCUGUUGGUUUUUCACUUCGGGUCCUGUGUCCGUGAGCGCCAAGAUUGAAAGAAAGGGAUACUGUAACGGGGAAGCUAUUCCAAUCUAUGCAGAAAUAGAGAAUUGUUCCUCACGUCUGAUUGUUCCCAAAGCUGCCAUUUUCCAAACCCAGACAUAUCUGGGGAGUGGAAAGACAAAGAGCGUCCGUCACAUGGUUGCUAACGUUCGAGGGAACCACAUUGCUUCCGGGAGCACGGACAGGUGGAAUGGGAAGGCUCUGAAGAUCCCGCCGGUUACCCCGUCCAUCCUGGACUGUUGCAUUAUCCGAGUGGACUAUUCCUUAGCGGUGUACAUUCACAUUCCGGGUGCUAAAACCUUGAUGCUGGAGCUGCCCAUCGUCAUUGGCACCGUUCCAUACAGCGGCUUUGGCAGCAGAAACUCCAGUGUCGUCAGUCACUUCAGUGUGGACAUGAGCUGGUUAGCGCUGACCCUACCCGAGCAACCUGAAGCUCCACCAAAUUAUGCAGACGUGGUAUCAGAAGAAGAAUUCUCCAGCCACAUUCCUCCUUACCCUCAGCCCCCGAGUUGUGAGGGAGAAGCCUGCUGCUCCGUGUUCACCUGCAUACAGGAAUUCCGCUUCCAGCCUCCGCCUCUUUAUUCAGAGGUUGACCCACAUCCUAGUGAUACAGAAGAAGCCCGCCCUGUUGCUUUCAUUCUGUGA